Kogia breviceps (pygmy sperm whale) is the source of this 1647-nucleotide messenger RNA. NCBI's taxonomy places the organism in Eukaryota, Metazoa, Chordata, Mammalia, Artiodactyla, Physeteridae. The record is from RefSeq and is a predicted model, not a curated record.
AGCUGUUCUUUGUAUUGUCCUUAUUCUUGCAACUUUUCUGUACAUUUGAAAUUCUAUCCAAAUAAAAAGUCAAAAGAAGUUGAAUAGAAAUAUAGGUCUGGUGAAGCAUGUCUUGGAGAGACAGACAUUAAUGGCUGUGAAUGAUUAAUGGGCUAGAUCUUCCUAUAAGACAAGGAAGAAAAGACCAGCCAGCCCUUCCUCUGACUACUUUGACUGAAAACUUUCUUUCUUCAGCAGAUUCAAAGCCAAAAGUCAGUCCCUGGCCCCUCUGCCCUCUGGCCUUCGGCGGUCAGCAAUUUCUCAGCCACCAUGAACUCUGCAGUCAUUUUAUUCCAGAUUCAUGUACAGGAAAUCAACUCCAACCAGGGGAUCUUUGCCCAGAUGACCACCAGCAGCGGCAGCAACAACAUUCUGAUAAAAACCACUGGGGGGCCAAAGCAGAAGAUCAAGGAAUGGGAGUCUCUACACCUUUGUUUUGGAGUACAAAUGAGAAGGGGACUUAAAUGGUUUUCUCUAGCCCACCCCAGGGACCACCAGUAAGCUCUCAGGGAGGCAACAAAGUGUUGAAGGUCAAUGCAGCCCAGAGGGUAAGCUCUGGGGAAGCAGACAAUAUUCCUGAGAGGGCAGAACUCUCAGGAUUUGGAGCAGUCAGGUAGAGGUAUGGACUAGGUUUUAGCCAGAAGUCAAACCUCUUCAGACACAGGCUGUUACGAGCGGGGAUAUCUCCUGUGUGCAGAAAGUGUGGGCGAAGCUUUAGCAGGAAGUCACAUCUCAACAGACAUCAGAGGACACACGGGAAAAGCCUUAUAUAUGUGGGGAGUUGUGGGCAAGGCUUUAUAGAUAAGUCACCCCUCUACAACCACCAGAGUACACACUCAGAGAGCCUGUGUGUCGCAAACUACAGAGCCCACACGCCCUGGAACCUGCACGCCACAACUAGAGAGAAGCCCACACACCGCAAUGAACCUGUGCGCUGCAAUGAAAGAUCCCACGUGCCUCAGGAAGAUCACACGUGCCGCAACUAAGCCCCGAUGCAGCCCCCCCAAAUUAAUAAUAAAUAAAUAAAUCUUUAAAAAAAAGAAAAUAUCCCAGCAUACUUGAACAGCAUGUGGCCUUUGGUCCCCCUUGGGGACAGGGAAGCUUGGUCCCUCCUGGAAGCAGCUGCAGUUGGGAUAGAGAGGAAGGGAGUGUGGAGAAUGCUGCUCUGUGCCAGUAUGGAAGGCUUUACAUUUUUCACUUUUAAGUGGGUGCCUCAUGGCUCAACCAAAGGAACUUUUGUUUCUGAGUGUUUUCACUCAGAAAGUUCUGUCUUCAUUGCUGACAUUUACUUCAGCUUUGGAGACUGCUUGGCUAAGGAUCACCUUUCAGCUUGACUGCAGAGCUGUCUGUCCCAUUGUCAGAGCAUUCUUCCCUUCUCUCCUGGAAGAAAGUAAGCAACAGUCAAGGCCACAUCUAGGGGCUUGUUACAAUCCUACCUCUCACCAGUCAGCCUAUAAAUUUUUAUCAACAGGUAGGACAGGGGGGCCCCACUGGGCGAGAACAUUUUCUGAUAGAUCCCAGUACCAUAUCCCUGGAACUGGCCUAUGGGAUCCUUUGCCCUUCUUCCAGAAAGCCAUGUCUUUAUCACAGCAUCACAUCCUCAUUGCC